CGCCUCUGUUGUGUUGUGUGUUUGCAGCACACGGCUCCGUGCAGCCAGGACAGCGGGGCUGCAGGCCAGGGUUGCUGCCCCCGGCGCGGCCCGGCCCGGCCCUGUCGCGCGUCCUCGCACGUGUGUCUGCGGGGCCAAGCCACGAUGCUGCCCACGGCCGGCCCCAGCACCGGGCAGACCUGCGGGCUCGUGCUCAUCUCCGCCGUGCUGCUGCAGUCCAUCUGCGUGGCUGUGACUUUCCUCUACUUCACGAACGAGCUGAAGCAGCUCCAGGACACAUACUCCAAGAGCGGCAUUGCCUGCCUCACUGGGGAAGAACUGGGAACUUUCAUGGGAGACUUGGAUCUAAACAGAAUAGAAGAGAGAGAGCAAGACCCCUGCUGGCAAGUGAAGUGGGAGCUAGGAAAGUUAAUUAAAAAGAUCAUGUCAAGAUACUAUGAAGAAAACAUGUCUGCAGUGAAAGCUGAAACUUCGCUAAGUCUUUCAACAACUGAAGAUCAGGAAUCUCAGACUCCCGUGCACAGAGUAGCAGCUCACAUAACUGGAAACAGCAAUAGGAUGAGUUCAUCAUUCACACAAAAUUCCUCAUUCAGAAGAGGAUACGGGAAGAAAAUAUACUCUUGGGAAGCAUCAAGGAAAGGCCAUUCUUUUCUCUACAAUGUGGAACUGAGAAACGGGGAGUUGAUCAUACCCAAAACAGGGUUUUAUUACAUCUACUGUCAAACUUACUUCCGAUUCCGUGAACCAGAGGACGAGGAUUCAGACUCAGAUUUAUCGGAGCAAAUCAGAAACCCUAAACAAAUGGUCCAGUAUGUUUACAAACUGACCAGUUAUCCAGAACCCAUCCUUCUUCUGAAAAGUGCAAGAAGUAGCUGCUGGUCUAAAAAGGCAGAGUAUGGACUUUACUCCAUAUACCAAGGAGGAGUGUUUCAACUAAAAAGGAACGACAGGAUUUUUGUCUCUGUCAGUAAUGAGGACAUAGUUGACAUGGACAAAGAAGCAAGCUUUUUUGGGGCCUUUUUGAUCAGCUAAAUGCUUAAGACAAAGGCAAACCCCAAAUGAAUCAGGUUUUCAUUUCAGGACUUAGUUUUCUAUAAAUACUCUAAACAAGGGAAUGAAAAGCCUCAUAUUCCAAAGCAGUCAUGACAAUGUGAGACUCCCCAUUGUCAGUGGAAGGUCUGAUUGCACUGAGAAAUGGUCCUUACAGUCCGUAAGGAAGAGCAGCUGAUGGCUGAAGCUGCAUGUGACCAUAACUUGUAUAAGAGCCAAGCAGAUCCCCAAACAUGAUCUCUCAUUUCCAGCCAGUGAACUGAGUUGGAAGGAUUUUAACAUGCCAAAGAUUAAUACCUUCAGCUAGAACCAGAUCAUGCGCAGGUAGGCACUGUCCACAGUUGUUUGUACAACUUUACCAAAGCAUCGGCUGUCAUUUGGGGCAGUCCGUAUACACAUGAUUUGCGUAGUGACAAGAUUGAGACUGGCUAUUUGCAUAGCAAUUAGACUGAGGUUGGAAAAUGGAUGUUGCUUGUGGUCAUCUUGUGGGAGAGCCUACCAGGCAUAUGCUGUAAGUCUCCUUACAAAAGCAGUCCCUCUAGUAUCAAGGAGAUAGUUAUCAUAAGUAAGGGUUUGCACAGCAGCCCUACAUAUUACAGAAGUUCAAGAUAAGCCAAAACAUAGAACACAGCAGCAUUUUUUGUUCAGUGAAGCUCUAAUCCACCAAAGCAUUUAAGUACACACCUAACAUGAAGCUUCUGACUAGCCCAGUUGGAAUCAGUGGACUACUCAUGUGCUGAGUUGAACAUGUGCACAAGUGCUUUGUAGGAUCACAGCCUGACCACACAGGUUACUGGUGCCUUCAUUCAAAUGUUGUACAGAGGAUAGGAAACAAAUAACCAAUGUUGUAAUGACACAGCAGAGCCACAAAAAUCAGUCAGUCAAUAUUUUGAGUUCUCAACACAUUAUGGUAAUAUAUUUGCUUUGUGGAUGCAUAUUGGACUGCAGAUCUUUUGCCACGUAAGCAUAUAUUCAAUUGAGCAACUGCAAUCAUACGUAGUGAGAGUGAGUAUUUGAUCCAGAAUGAAAGUAUUUUUCCUUUAAAUGUUGCAUUCUGCUAAAACUGUAUCAUUUUGCACACAGUGGGCCCAUCUAUAUGAGUCCCUAUGGCAUCAUUGUUACUGCGCUGCCGUUUAGUACUUUCUUUUGGAAGUACUAAAUGAUGGCGCAGUAACAGCCCGUACUGUGCUGCGCUGGUGGUGCGCGGUUAUUUUUAGCUGCUAUGUUGCCAUAGCAAUGCGCUAUACUGAGGGAGUGCAUUGCUAUGGCGAUAUAGCAAUGGUGUCAUGGUUUUUGCCCGCAGACGCUACGUUGCCAGAGUGGGUUGCUACAGCGACGUAGCAUCAUGUGUAAGUCUCCACUGAGUGCGACACAGAGUUUGUCACAUAUAUCGGUCUGCCGCCGCGUGCGAGGAUGUGAUGACGAGAAAUGCAUUCUGAUGACUGAUUUUUUAGGAGAACCUUUUCAGUCCUAGACAAAACACACAUCACUAUCUGUGCUGAUUUUUUGCUAAUGCUGUUGAUUUGCUGGGAGGGGGAGGGUUUUCUUAUUUCGUUUUUUGUUUUAUAGGGACAUGCGAGGACUUCGUAGCAUUUAUUUUUUUUACUGGAACUGAAAACUAUAUUUGUUAGCUACAUGAUUAGAACUGUGAAACGUUUCCAGGAGUAAGCAAUAUGGCCAGCUAAUAUAAGUCAUCAUCAGCAUCUGCACUGACUUAAGUGGCGCUAUAUCAAUUUAUACUAUCUGUUCCGGCUCUUCUUCAGCGAUAAUGCUGUGUAUUUCUAAAAGCAGCAGCAGUUAAAAAGCAGUAAGGCAAGGAAGAUAAUAUGAAUCAAAUUCUCUACAGAUGUAACUUAAUAGAAUUAAAUGAGCAGAGAAUAAGCACGUCUUAUAUUUUUUGAUAUAAUAAGGUUGCCUUAGGAGCCAUAAAAUGAUGGAAGCCACAAAACCACCGUACUUACCUGGCUUAUGGGCUACAUGAUAAAAUAUGUGCAAUGUUCAUCCUGCUACUUUGUUUAUGGAUCAGGAAAUGAAUUUACGUGAACCAUCUUACUUACAUUUACUAUAAUAAGGCAAAAGUGUAAGUAUACCAGCUGUUUACUGUUUACCUUGUCCCUGAGCACCAAGAAAAGCAUUUACCAGUUAGAACAAUGAAGCAAAUGCAAGGAGAAGUAUAAACACACGCAUACGUUCUGUUUGCAUACGGAGUAAAAUGUAUACAUUUUAGUCGUAAUCAAUUCUGUGAAUUGUUCUAUUGCUUAUAAUACCUCUGCUUUCAUUGUACUCAUGACUCUCACAUUAUGCAGUCCAUACAGACUGUAUGAAGACUAGUCCCAGCUUGUUAUCUGAAACAUUAUUUAAUUGGAUAACUUUCUGACUCUGAACACAGUCAGUUGCAGUCAAGAGUGCAUCCACCGGUUCAGUUUAGACCAGUUUCACACUGGUCACUAUUGACUGGUGGAGGCGCUCUUGACUAAUACCCUGCAUGAAACCAGAAUCAUAACCUAGAUGUGUAGCUACCUAUAAGCCAGACUGUCACUCUUGCUGUAAUUACAUUGUAUUGUACACCCUGAUCCUGAAAUAGGACUGCUUGCAAUGCACAGAAGCUAAGUAUAUGUGAUGGCAGGUUGUUUCAUUUUGAUGUUAAUGACAUUGAUUGUAGAGUGAGGGCUGAAGCCUGCUCCCAUUGAGAACAAUGGAAAAACUUGAAUGGUGGAAGAUCAAGACCUUAAAAGGUAUUUGCAGUGAGUAAAGGUUGUGCUCAUUUUCAAACUAUAUUCCAGUCUUUUUUCUGUUCGGUUUUCAUACAACAAUAAUAUGCAGAAUUGUAAUCCAAAUUCCCUUCCUCAUUUCAAUUUUUGAUUCCACAAAACCCCUCUUUUCUACACGUGCACUGGAUUGUGCAGGUGUUACUGAGCAGUCCUGGUGCUGCAUGGGUCGUUUCUGAUGCUACUGUGCAUAGGCUCAUUGCUGCUGCGCAGUAGCGUCGGAGUCACGGUUCGUGCCUGUCGACAUUACAUCACUGUAGCAAUGAGCUAUGUCGCUGUAGCUUGUCGCUCUGGCGACAGUGUCUUGUUAGACGCACCCUGUAUGUAUAUAUUCUCAUGCUACUCCAUUUUGGGAGAAUAUGGCACAAGGACUAGUACACUGAAUCUCAUUUUAUUGCCCUGUAUCUAGAGAUGUGCUUCUAGAGAUAUUAUCCUGGGGAAACACUAUCAAGCAAUAUCUGAAAAGAAUAAUUUGAAGAUCAAUAGAAAGAUAUACCUACCGUUUCAAGUGGUGAAUUUGAUCUUUCUCAUUUGCUCACCUUGUCCUGUCCCCGCCCUCCAUUUUGAAUGCAGAAUGUAGCAGUUAUUUGUGUUCAUUGUGUUUUUGAUGGUUUUUUAAAAAAAACUUGUAAUUUUUUGAAAGUUAUAUGCUUUUUAUAUAAAAUACUUGUAGUAAAUAA
Messenger RNA from Alligator mississippiensis (American alligator), 4498 nucleotides. It is a transcript of the gene TNFSF10, whose product is annotated as TNF superfamily member 10. Lineage: Eukaryota; Metazoa; Chordata; Crocodylia; Alligatoridae. The transcript has 5 exons. Gene Ontology annotation, biological process: immune response. The coding region runs from base 145 to 1032 and encodes 295 amino acids. Gene Ontology annotation, molecular function: tumor necrosis factor receptor binding; CD40 receptor binding. The record is from RefSeq and is a predicted model, not a curated record. Gene Ontology annotation, cellular component: membrane.